UGCGGAAGGAAGCGCUCUGGACUGGGCGGAGUGAAGUUGACCCUAUGCACCAGCUGCAAGCCCCGGGCCGGGCCGGGCGCGCUAUGGCCGAGUGGGCAAAGCAGCUUGCAGGCAUUAAGGGCGUGGUGCUCGAUAUCAGUGGGGUCUUGUAUGACGGUGGAGGAGAAGGAGGCGGGGUGCCCAUCCCUGGAUCUAUAGACGCUGUGGGAAAGAUCAAAGCGUCUGGCCUGAAGUUGCGGUUCUGCACCAAUGAAACCCAGGCCACUCGAGGCAAGUUUGUGGCGAAGCUCCAGCGCUUGGGGUUCAACAUUUUGGUGAAUGAAGUCACUGCCCCGGCACCGGCAGCCUGCCGCAUUCUGAAGGAGCGAAACCUGAGGCCGCACCUCCUCGUACAUGAUGAUCUGGUCCCUGAAUUUGAUCAGCUUGAUAAAGCAAACCCAAACUGUGUGGUAAUUGGAGAUGCAGCAGACAAUUUCUCCUACAAAAAUCUCAAUGAAGCUUUCAGAGUUCUGAUUGGACUGGAGAAUCCUAUUCUCAUAUCUCUGGGAAGAGGGCGCUAUUAUAAAGAAACCGAUGGUCUGAAACUUGAUGUUGGAGUGUAUAUGAAGGCAUUAGAGUAUGCUUGUGAUGUUCAAGCUGAGGUGGUGGGAAAGCCGGCAAAAAUGUUUUUCCAAUCAGCCUUGGCAGAAAUGCAAGUUGAGCCACAGCAGGCCAUCAUGAUUGGAGAUGAUAUUGUGAAUGAUGUAGGAGGCGCCCAGCAGUGCGGUAUGAGAGCUCUACAAGUACGGACAGGGAAGUACAGGCCUUGUGAUGAGCAACACCCGGAAGUGAAGGCAGAUGGAUACGUGAACAACCUCGCAGAAGCAGUGGACAUUAUUGUGAAACAGUUGCACAAGUGAUCGUGCUGUAGAAGAUACCGAUUUAAAGGCACAAAGAAGUUGGACUUGACAUCUGAAGCCUAGCAUACAUCUCUUCCCCUGUUUAAUUCAUUUCCCUCUCUUCACCUAAUUUCUACACAUAUGCAAAUAACCAUAGGAAACCAGUAAUGCUAAUAGUUUGUCGUUAACUGCCUGAUUUUCAAAGCUUCUCAUUUCUAGGUACUAAAAUGAAAUGCCUUAAUGAUUAAAAACAUUAAACCUAACAGGUGCUUAUGA
Molecule: messenger RNA, 1154 nt
Organism: Mauremys mutica (yellowpond turtle)
Lineage: Eukaryota; Metazoa; Chordata; Testudines; Geoemydidae
Gene: LHPP
Product: phospholysine phosphohistidine inorganic pyrophosphate phosphatase
Exons: 7
Coding region: 45-899 (284 amino acids)
Biological process (GO): dephosphorylation
Cellular component (GO): cytosol
Molecular function (GO): phosphatase activity; inorganic diphosphate phosphatase activity
Source: RefSeq, a predicted model, not a curated record